Messenger RNA from Heterotrigona itama, 2311 nucleotides. Lineage: Eukaryota; Metazoa; Arthropoda; Insecta; Hymenoptera; Apidae. The record is from the annotation of a GenBank genome assembly.
AUGCGUCACCAAUCACAAAUUAAUGUAAAUUGUAUAGUUCGUUACAUAAGAAUCAGAUUUAACAGUUGUUCGCUCUUGUGAUACAAUAUCAGGAGCCAGGAGAUAAGUUGAAACACCUUGCAAAUUCUAUAGUACAUCUAAUCAAAGUAUGCCAUUAAUGUUGUGACGUGUUAUUUUUUUUUAACCUUUAAUAAACAGCGAAUUAAUUGCGAAAAUUGGCUGAAAACGUACAAAUACCUCAGGUAAAUAUUAUUUAUUUUUAAUUUAUUUUCAAUUUACAGUUAGAUUUACGAUCAUUUUAAGAUGAAGAGGUUAUGUGUUACUUCGUUCGGUUCAUGGCACUCAGAACCUGUGAAAAUACUGUUAAUUUUCUAAACUAAUAUCCAAUUACUUAAAAAGGAGAUAUUAAUGCAAUUAAUAGACAGAGAUUCAAGAGUUCACGCGGAUUUUCAGUUUUUAUCAUUUGAUAAAAAAGAUUCGAUCAAACUGUUACUUGGGAAGUCUUAUAUUUUAGCAACCUUGAGUUCAUUUUGAUAAUUCGAUAUAUUAAGAGUUUUCUUUAAUUAUCAAAUCAUACCUGUAAACGUGAAUUGUUAUUCACUUGGAUGUUUAAUAUUAGUUAUUUGAAUUUCAGCAAUUUUUCAGUGUAAUUAUAUUUCUUAUGCACUUGUAUCUGCACAUUUUCUCGAGUACACUGAAAAACACAUUGUACUUUUGUUAUUUAAAUUUAUUUGCGAAAAUGUACUUUUUACAAUAUAGAAAUGUAUUUAUUACAUUAUGACGGGAUAUUUAGUUAAAUUUCUUAAUUAAAACAUUAAUAAAGUUUUAUUAAUGUUUUUUAAAUAAAUUAUAAUUGAUUUUUAUUCUUUGUUUCUAUUGUUUCUAUUGUUUAUAAUUCUGUGUAAGAUAUUUAAUGUUUAAUUGCUUAUAGCUAAAUCUGGUUCUUGUCUGUACUCGUUUAAGAAAUUAGGAAUAUCUUUAUAAUGUAAUAUUUUAUUUGCGAAUAUAUAACAUUUAUGAAAUUGAAACAUUUGUGUAAUAAAUAAAUUUUAUUACAAAUACAUGGUUUAGAUGCAUAUAUUUUGAUAGGAAUAUAUUGCAACGUAUGUACAUACAAAUUUAUAAUCACGAUUAUAAAAUAAAAAUUUUUAUUGUAGGAAGGUAAAAUGAUGCAAGAUGAGCAUCUGGGUGGUCCUGCAAGACGAAAUGUUUUCAGUCAAGCAAUAGGAAGAAUAUCACAGGUAUUUAGUUAAACCUCAUGUUUUGUCAUUACUUGUAUUUGAUUUUACUUAAAAAAAGAUAUAUUUAAUGUAUUAAUAUGAUAUUAAUGCGUAUAUGUAUUUAUGUUAUAGUUAUAUCAAAGAUAUCUGGACCUUUGGACUCCUCAUGUAAUAUCAAGAUGGACAGUUGCUUUUUUCCUAAUACUUGCCUUUUUUCUGCGUAUAUUCAUCUCAGAAAUGGUGAUGGACCAGAAUUACCUACAAGAUCAAAUGAGGAAUUUAGGCCGUUUAUUAGAAGGUUACCCGAAUUUAAAUUUUGGUAUUCUGUGAUGAAGUCUACAGUUAUUGCUAUGAUAUGUACUAUGUUUGAUUGUUUCAAUAUACCAGUAUUUUGGCCCAUACUUGUCAUGUACUUCAUAACGCUAUUUUGCAUUACUAUGAAGCGUCAAAUAAAGUCAGAUCCUUUUAUCAAUGACAUUACAUAUGAAUAAAAUCAUUGCCUUCAAAAAGGAAAAAGGUUUAAUCCAUGAAAGGUGUAAUACUAAAAGUAUAAUGUUAUAUGGUAAAAGUCUUGCUACUAGAAAAAUGAGGGAAGGAAGGAGAUGAUAUGAAGAGGUCGACGAUCCAAAUUUCUUAAGCUAUAAAUUGUACAUAUCAACCAACGAACAAAUUGAUAUUUUGAGUUUGAAAUUCUCCAACUCUCCAACAGCUCAAUGCCAAUUCUACGAUUAUAGAUUUAGUUGUCGGAGGGGCAGAAAAUUAUAUAAUUUAUAAAUAUUGUUGCAUUCGAGGUACAUAUGUAACAUAACUAUGAUAAGAAUGCGGGUUACUUAACAUGACAUAAUACACCUCCCAUAAAUAUUAACGUAACAUAUUAAAAUAUGUAUUUUAUAUUAGGAAAUUUUUGGAAAAUUGAGUAAGUAAAUCUCACGGAUCUUUAGAGUUAUCAUUAAAAUCAUUUGCUUGUAACUUUAGACCGUAAGAAGAGGAAACUCGUACGCUCAAUAUUGUAAGAAAAAUCUCACCGAAUAACUUGCAUUUUUUCCUACAUUCACACUUACUUUUUCAACAACAAAAAAAAAAAAAAAGAA